Messenger RNA from Pocillopora damicornis (cauliflower coral), 2139 nucleotides. RefSeq names its product inactive ubiquitin carboxyl-terminal hydrolase MINDY-4B. Gene Ontology annotation, molecular function: cysteine-type deubiquitinase activity; K48-linked deubiquitinase activity. The record is from RefSeq and is a predicted model, not a curated record. Gene Ontology annotation, biological process: protein K48-linked deubiquitination. NCBI's taxonomy places the organism in Eukaryota, Metazoa, Cnidaria, Anthozoa, Scleractinia, Pocilloporidae.
CAAAGAUGGCAGGCGCUUGCCUUCUCAGUUUUGCAAUGUCAUGUUCAUUAUGUAAGUUUUAAAGAAGUAAAAAACUUUAUCAAGAUGUUGUAAAUGUCAUUUCAGAAGAAUUACUGUUUUCUCUGAGAUACGUGUGAAAAUCGCACUUGGUAAACUGGACUCUCUAGAUCCUCUUUCUGAUGUCAGGAGUUAAACAGGAGGGUAUGGAAGAGGGUUAGUAGCAAAUUUGAAAGCCACUUUGUGUGACUAACGAAUACAGUGCCUUUGGGAAAAUUUGGAGUUGAAAGGAGAGUUCAAGAAACGAACAAAGAAAGCAUGUCAAGGAAUGCCGAGGAAACCAACAACAUGCUGGAUAGAUGGGCAAAAGUUUUUGACAAAAGCCUUGCAAAGCCAGUACCAAAGACAUUAACCCUUAAAAGGUCAAGCACAUUGGAGUUAGAAGAUGUUCAAGAAGAUGUUAUUGAAGACAUUGACAUAGACGCUGGCCAUGUGCUGGCACCUCCAAUACAUCAAGAAAGCAGAAGUACUUUACAUGUGUGUUCAAGACACGGAAGGGAACGCACAAAAAUCCUGGAGCAGAAACCGGUCAAACCUUCUAAAUCUAUCCAGCCCAAACCAGUUAAACCUGUUAGACAAACGAGCUUUCAUGCACCCACUCCAAAAGAAACAUCUGCUGUAAAAUCUGGUAACAGAGCGGAAACGUCGGUGCAGCCUGCACCUAAACCAGAAAAAUGUCCUCAACAUGAAGUGAAACAGGAACUCGUUAAGGAGCUAUCAUUGGACAUUGGACCGUUACUUUCUUCAUCCCGCCCUAAGAGACAAAAUUCUUCCAGUCAAAGAAAGCCCUUGGAAAGAGAACGCGCCACAGAAUCCGUUAAACCAGCUGUGCCGGGUGGGGAUCCAAUCACAUUGGAGGUGGCCAAGGCCCUCCGUGUGUUAUUAUUUGGUACACCGUACACGUCUUUCAACUCUGACUGGAGAAGACAGCAUAUCAACUUCUUUUCGCACAAGUCUUACGCUCUAAGCUUCUAUAAGUUGGGGCCUGACGGGAUCAUGGCAUGUUUGCAGGGAUUCCUGUUGAGAUUCUUGUUGUACGACCAGCCGUCCAUUGAACACGUGAAAAGUAUGUUGAGACCAAUGUCGCCUGACCGUCAGAAGGCACUAAUUACAGCCAUGACGAAGAUCCUCUGGCAAGCAGGAGGCCAACAGCGCGCAACGGUAGUACUGCCGUGCGGUGAGUGUAACUGGGCGACAAUGGACGACUACAGAGAAGAUCAGCUCACGGAAAAGCUUCACCAGUUCAGAUUUACCGAGUUUUCCCAACUGGAAAGGUUCACGAAGAAGCACUUAUCAUUUUUUGAAAGCACAAACGGAAAUGGUUGCAUUCUGUUUUUGUAUUCGGUUAUUCUGUCCAGAUCAAUUGAAAGGGUAACUGAGGAUCUAGGAGACCCGAAUUCCACUUUGAUGGGUCUUCACGACUCAUGCUCUCAGGCCAUGAUUAGCUUGAUGCUAACUGGCAGAGCAGCCGCCAAUGUCUUUAACGGUGAUAUCGAGUUCAAUAAAAGAGGACGAAAACUGCCCCAUCCGCUGAAUGGCAUUAAAGGUCGGAGUGAGAUUGGAUUUUUAUCUCUUGAAGAGCAUCUUGAUCCCAAAUCUUUUCAGGUUGGCAGCAUGCUCAAGACUCCCAAGUUUCCAGUUUGGGUGGUGAAGACAGGUGAACGUUACGGCGUGCUGUUUUCACUCAACAAGGAACUCGUUAAUGAUUGGAAGCUCGAGAGGAGAUUUGAGUUGUUGUACUGUACUGGAUCAGCUAAAAGAAACAAUGGUGCAGACGAGAGUGUAUUUAUUAUAGAUACGAGAGAUAUUUUCAGCUCCGAUGACGAAUUCGGGGAGGAACCAUCUGAGGUGGAACACUGUUUAAGAACCAAGUGAGUUGACUCAGCUCUUGACACAGAAGUCAGUCGCCGUGAUAAACUACUCAGGAUAUUGUUAUGUUGGCCGGGGGGGCACUGGGUCAGUUACGAGAGCACAUCUGAUGAACCAUUUGACCCCUAAGAGCGAUAAGCAUCUGAAUUCUCCCAACAACAUCACCCUCGAACCAAACAUUAAUGUUACGAGAAUAAAGGAAAUGAUCACGAA